UAAAUAAAUAUAUAAUAAAAAACCGACGUGAAAGCAACACGAUAGCUCCAGAGGUCAAUUUAGCUCGUUUCCAGGGUACUCCCGCUUCUUUUAACCCCUAAAACAGUACAACGAGCAGCCCCGUUCUUUGUCAGGAACGCACAGUCUUUGAUGAAUCGACUCUAUAUACUCAUAAAACUUAACUCUCUGCUCAUUUCUGUCAGAGAACCACCCUUUGAGCUCCUUACAAUGGCACCCUCUGGAAUCGAAAGAAUUGACAACGAUUCAGGAAAACUCCAGUUUGAAAACAGACUUCAUCCAGCAGACAUCAAGUUGUCGGAAGCCAUGGCCACUUCAGCUGCGGCGAUAUCGUAUCACAUGGGGCAAUACGAAAGUAAACUUGCAUCUCUACAGAGUAUACAGAUCAUGCUUGGACUAGGAUUUGGCAAAUCGCAAAUAGCCGAGCCCAAAGAAUGGACAGGAUGCCUUUCAACGUGUGUUGCUAUUCUUAUUCAACUUAUUUUGGUGUUUCCGAUCCUUGGGUUUCCCAUGAUUCCAUUCCUGCACGCCGGAAGUGACGUCUGGAACAAAAGAACUGUGAUCUUUUUUCUUGUGUUUCUCUGCUUGUUGACGCUGAUCGCCGUGAUGCCCACGGGCGCAGAAAAUCCCGGAUGUUGGCAAAAGUUUGUAAGGUGGUGCAUCGUAAAUAUAUAUCAGGUCAGGUUCAUCCGGGAACUGUUGGAAGUAAUUAACGUUGGCCCCACUCCUCCUCCGAUUCUUUACCUGUCUGACGGCGGCCACGUUGAAAACCUGGGCAUUUUACCAUUGCUGAAAAAGAGGUUGCAGAAGAUUGUAGUUGUGGAUGGUGGAGACUUAGAGGAUUUAGGGAUCGCAGGAGAUCUGAUCACCGCACUGAAAAAAGCUAGGGAAAAACUGCACUGUUCAUUCACUGGAAUGAACGGAAGAGACGUAUAUGAAGAUCUAAGGACAAAGGUAAUCGAUAGGCCAGCGAGAAAGCAGCCGAGAAGUUAUCGAUUUAAGGUCGAGUACUACGACUACACGGACGAAGGUGAGGAAAAGAAGGUUGGGGAAGGAGAAGUGCUUUAUAUUCUUCCACGCCACCCUAAAUAUGGCCUUUCGGGAGAGAGAAAGAGCUGGGGCGAGAUAACCGGUGACAUCAAGAUUGAUAUCGAGGCUGACUUGUGGGGGAGCGGACCUGAAGUGGAAACAGAAGAAGUGGAGCGUUUGACAUGUUGCUGUUGCGAGUGUUGUCAUUGUUCCCCGCUUCAGUUUUUAUCAGGAUCCCUUUGCGGCGCGUUCCCUUAUCAUUCUACUGCCAAUCAGUUCUUUACACCCGCCAUGUUCACUGCCUACCAUCGGGAAGGUUACCGCGCCUGCAUGGAGGCCCGCGCUGUGGAUUUUCUUUUGGGAUCUGAGGAGAGUUCCGAAUAAGUUUCCAUUAUCAUUUUCGAGAAACGAACAUUUGAUGAAAAAAUGAUUCAAAUUUACGGUUGAGAUAACAAUGACGGAUUUAAUGCUGCAGGAAAGCCGUAUUUACUACUUUUACUGCUUUUUAUUGGGGAAAUAUCCUUGAGGAAAGAAGCUGCCUUUUAACUUGUUACUGAGUCAGUUUCUUGUUUUAUUGUUGAACAGGUUAUAGUGCACAAAACAGUGGGAUUUAAAAAAAGCGUAAAGCAACUAAAUGAAAGCUUAGGUAGGGCUCUAAAGACGUUUAAUUUUAAUUGAUCCAUGGGAAAAGUCGUUUAUGUAUUACAACUGGCAAAGCUGAGAGGUUUAUUUUUCUGAAACGAUCAGAGUGAAGAUAGCAUCGCAUGCGUGUAAUAAUAAAAAAAUUAAGAUAUGUCGAACAGUGCUUGACGUUUCGAUGCUGUAGAAUACAUGAACUUCUAGUUUGUCGAUCUCUGAGUCCCACGAAUUUAAAUAAGUAUUAAAUCCCGAGCUGAAACGCGCUGUCUUUCUCCUAAGUGGCCAAGUGGUGCUAUAUUCCACUGGAAUUUUCGUUUUCUGGCUGUUGCAGCGUUUUCAGGCUAAUUUAGAUUUGCUCCAAGCUGUUUGGCUUUUCUGAUAGGGUUGUUACUUUUGAUUUGAGGAAGAGUUCGAAAUUUCUUCCUCUGAGCUAUAACAAAAUAACAAACGCAUUUGAUUAGAAUUAUUUUGUUAAUGUCAUCCAAAAUGGCGGCGAUGAUAUCACAUCACAAUCAAGAAUAAUAUAACAGAAAUGGGCCACGUUCGACAUGUCAAUAUUCUAACAUGGCUCCGAGGCUU
This is a messenger RNA of Orbicella faveolata, 2265 nucleotides long. RefSeq lists its product as uncharacterized. Gene Ontology annotation, molecular function: calcium ion binding; calcium-dependent phospholipid binding. Gene Ontology annotation, biological process: glycerophospholipid catabolic process. Lineage: Eukaryota; Metazoa; Cnidaria; Anthozoa; Scleractinia; Merulinidae. Gene Ontology annotation, cellular component: cytosol. The record is from RefSeq and is a predicted model, not a curated record.